Messenger RNA from Eucalyptus grandis, 2028 nucleotides. Its product is annotated as isoleucine--tRNA ligase, chloroplastic/mitochondrial-like. Gene Ontology annotation, molecular function: isoleucine-tRNA ligase activity. The transcript has 3 exons. The record is from RefSeq and is a predicted model, not a curated record. The coding region runs from base 926 to 1483 and encodes 185 amino acids. Gene Ontology annotation, biological process: isoleucyl-tRNA aminoacylation. Gene Ontology annotation, cellular component: cytosol. NCBI's taxonomy places the organism in Eukaryota, Viridiplantae, Streptophyta, Magnoliopsida, Myrtales, Myrtaceae.
ACCAUUCCCCUUCGCUCUGCACCCUUCCCGUCGCUCUCUCCCUCGACGAUUGUGAGCUCGACUGUGCUCUUCGCUGCUUGACUGUGCUCUUCCCCACCCUUCCCCAUCGCUCUCUCCCUUGUGACGACUGCGAGCUCGAUUGCACCCUUCCCCAUCGCUCUCUCCCUCGUGAAGACUGCGAGCUCGACUGCGCUCUUCGCUGCUCGACUACGCUUUUUGCUGCUCUGUGAGCUCGACUGCGCUCUUCACUGCUCGACUAUGCUUUUUGCUGCUCGACUGUGCUCUUGGAUUGGAAUCUUCUGUGGCUUUGGUGAGCUCUUUUUCGCCCUUCUCCUUGUGAGGUAGGCUUUACUCUUUCUCUUCCUUGCUCUUCUUUUUUGGGUGUUGGGUCAUAUUGGCUCUUGAACGGUGGGUUUCGUGGGAGCCCUUAUGAGAAAUUGAGAGCAAAGAACCCUAGACCGAAAGGCUGUCCUGUGGCGUCGUCUGAGGUUUGAGUUCAGCGUUUUAUCCACUUCUUCCCCGACUCAAUCCUAGAGCCGAAAGGCUGUCCCACUUCGAUGUUUCAAUGCUUUAGAAGCACUCGUUUCAACUCCGUUUUAUCCAAUCCGAGAGCAGCCCAAGAUGGUUGUGAUUCAUGCUUCUCCUUACAAGGUCAGUUCUUUUCUUCGUUGUUCGUGCGAAUUGCUUGGUCCGUCUAGAGUUCACGGCAUUUGGGUUUUGUAUGUAGUGGCUGGGGAUAUUGAAAUCUUCGUUGCUCGUGCGAAUUGCCUGGUCCGUCUAGAGUUCGCAGCUUUUGGUUUUGUAUGUAGUGGCUGGGGAUGUUGAAAGAUGGUUGCUUUAGGUGAAAUUGUUGGAGGGAUUGAGUUCUUUUUCUUGCUUUCUGAGAUGGGUUCAGUUGGUUUUCAUUAAAUUUUCUAUUUUGGUGAUGAAUUUUCUUCUUUUAAUGCUUUUAAAGAAUAAUGCGUGUAUCGUUUAUUGCCCUGUCGCGAAUUGCCAGUCGUAUCUGAGUUUUGCCCACAGGGUGUUCGCUUCUGUUGUUGAAGUUGUGGCGAUUGGGUCUGCUGCUGCGUGGCGUUUGUUGUUGUUGCGACUGACAAAGCUUGUUGUGUACGGCGGUCAGGUUCUCACUCAAAGGACUUGCAGUUGUUUGGGGAAGACGGCUUCGGUCAACAAAUUGUUUUACUUGAGGGGAAGCUCUUCUCUCGAAGAUUUUUCGUUGUUGGGCAAGCUUAGAUUUUGUAGUUUUUCAAGUACUGAUGUGCCUUCGUUGAAACGGAGGUCUCGAGGGCCAGUUAUGGCAGCCAAGAAAGCUGCUGAAGGGGGUAAGCAAGAUGAGGGCAGAUACAAGCACACAGUUGCUCUACCUAGGACAAGUUUUGGGAUGAGAGCAAAUGCUUCUGUUAGAGAGCCAGAAAUACAGAAAUCGUGGGAUGAAAACCAGGUGUUCAAAAGGAUUGUCAGCAGAAAUAAUGGGCUUCUUUAGAAUUUUAAAGUACACUAUGUUCCUGGUUGGGAUUGCCAUGGCCUACCAAUUGAACUAAAAGGCAUGUACUUUUAAGUUAUAUCUGUAUACUUCAGUUAUAUGUGGAGCACAACCUUGUAUUUGUGUAUGUGAAAUACUUCUGACUAGUGACACGCAUUCAUUUAUACCUUCAUCGUAGUGCUACAGUCAUUAGACAAAGAUGCCAGGAAAGACCUCACUCCAAUUAAGUUGAGAGAAAAGGCAGCAAAAUUUGCCAAGUCCACUGUUAAAACUCAGAUGGCAUCAUUCAAGAUCUGAAGCCUUAAGCUCAGUCCCUGCUUAAUUCUUGCUGUGAUUGUUCAUCCAUUAUCUAAUGGAGCUAGUUGAUGUUUCGAUGAAAAUGAGCUACUUUUUCCUAAGGAAAUUGCACAAUUGUGGGAGAAGCUUUUUCAUGAAAUAUAUCUUAUGUAAUAUUUGCAGUAAUAUGGGGUGUGGGCUGCCUGGAAUAACCCUUACCUUACUCUUGAUCCUGAGUAUGAAGAAGAAGUGGAAGAUUUUAAAGAGUA